CAGUUGUCUUAUACCCCACUCACAUCCCACUGCAAUCCCACCAUCAGUAUUUUCUGGUUCUGUUACAAAGACGUCUAAUAUUGCGAGACACAUACCUAGUACUAGACUUAGUAGACUUUACUCUGCUCUUUCCUUGACUCCUUCACUCAGCCACAGCUUGUACAAAAUUACGUGAUAAAUCUCACAGAACCUCAUGAAGGAAUAUAACCCAGGUAUCUACGUAGUGCAACGCCCAGCUAUAUUGUUCAACAAAAUAAGCAUAAAACGCUUAUCGAUUUAAAUUUACGUCAUCGAUAACAAAGUCGAUUUUAGUGUUUCAUACAUUUCCGUAGUGGCAAUGUAAGUUAAAAAGAAUGUUACUUUUGUUAUUGUAUUUUGUUCCCUUAAGAAUAUCGAUAAGUCAAACCACAGAGAAUUCAACAUUGAAAGGACAGCUUCGGAAGUCAUUGGCCCACGUCAAUGAGAUGUUGGCCGACAUCGAAGGCAAGAUAGAUCGCGAAAGAAAGCUGCUUUCCCAGAUCGAUGGUGGUUUGAGAGCUAACCCGGUUUAUAUGGACUACGAUAUCACAGACAUUUGGUGGGAACCGAAAGAAAAAAGCACAGUACCAACGAGCAUAACAAGGAGUAAUAAUCCUAUAGUUACCACCACAUCGACGACGUCCCAAACUACAACUACAGUAACGGUGCCCUCAUUGAUUGUGACGCCAACUACUCCCACGCUAUUUCCUCAGCCACCUCCGAUCACGAAAUCCACCUAUCCAGCGAACUGGCCAUUUCCGACUACUUCAGGAACAUCAACUCCUGAAAAACAGUACGUACAAGCUAUGAAGGAGAUCAUGGUUAUGGAUCACCAUGGUUACUGCAGUGCUUUCUUAGCAAAGCUUACGGAAUUGAUAGCCAUAAAGGACACAGCUAACGUUACACCAUUAUUGACUGAGAUGGAGAAGUCAGUCUUCCAAGCGAUAGAAUCUGGGAAAUUGAACAGUAUGGGUAACAGUCUUGUUAACGGACUGAAGAUGGUGCUCAACAUGGUGACAGCGCUGCAUCCUACAGUUAUACAACAACAGGCAUCAGUAGCUCACUAUGUUAUAAAACACAAAAACGCACUCAUGACCAAAGACUUGAAUGCAGUCUUGAACUACUUCGAUAAACUAUUCAAUGACGCUGAAGGAGAGCAACUGUUUGCAACGCUUUACCCUUUUGAACAAUAUCCUGAUGGUGGCAAGACUGCUACAGAAGUGAGCGAGAGAAUGUUAGGUGCGGUACUUGCUCCAGUAAUUAGGCUAGAAGGAAAGAGACCCCUAAGGAGACUUAUUCAAGCUAUUAACGAGGCGGUUCAGGACAUGUACCCGAAUUGGCGAGCACAAACCUUGCCUCCAUCUGAAACCCUUGCCAACAACACUUCUGACAACAAUACUUAUAACAUUUCCGGAGUUCCAGGAAGGCGAAGCUUGAACUAUAAAAGGAUACUAAAACACUUUUUACUAAAACAUCCAAGAUAUUUAAAAGAAAUAAGGCGGCAUAAGCUACAUAAGAAGAAGAAUGUUCACCAUAAUGUACUUAAGAAGAAGAAUGUUCACCAUAAUAUACUAAAGAAGAAAAAGGUUCACCAUAAUACACUUAAGAAGAAAAAUGUUCACCAUAAUGUACUUAAGAAAAAUAAUUUUCAUCAUUCGACUCAUAAACACCAACGUCAUCAUAAAAAAGAUUUUUCUAGACGUGAAAGACAUGGGCACCUCAAGCCGACGAUUAGGAGCGCCAGUAAAUACCGCAACCAAAGAAUACAUGACACUAGUGAGAGCGGAGCAUUUUAUCAUGGCUCUACCACAACCACAUCACGGGCUAUCAAGAAAAGCAAAUUGCGGAACCGCCGAGACAAAAAGCUAACAAAGCAAUUAGAAGAAAAAGAAAAACAACUGCGAUAUCUCCAAGAAAAACAAAGGCACUAUAGACUUCUUGCCAAGAAAAGAAAGGCUAAGAAAUCUGAUAAUAAUGAUUAUCCAAAAUAUUUCAAGAAACUCGCACUAGAUUACUUUAGACAGACGAAACACGGUAAAAAUAAAAAACACAGAAGAUUCAUGGGUUCGUCCUCGAAAGAUAGCAAUGAGACCAACACUAGCGCCUAUGAGGAUUCUAAACAUUCUGUAGAAAACAAUGUGUUACGUAAAAUAAUAGACUUUUCCAGCUACAGCGACCAAGAGGAGGACUUAAGAUCCAAUUUAAACGACGCAUUACGACACGGCAACGCCACCAUCGUCUCGUUUAGAGCGAUGGACUUUAAGAACCAAUCCCUCUGGGACAUGACCAGCGCUUCUGACGAUGAAUGGGUUUUGAAGAACAAUAUAUAUAAAGUGUUUGAAGAGUUAGAUAAUCCUUAGGCUUUAAACAUCAUGAUAUCUAUCUCUGGUGGAACAUGGCAGGCGGAAUAUGAUAUUAUUUUCCAUUUAGAGAGUUAAGGGGUCAUACCAGUAUAAGUACUUCGGAGACCUAAAGUUGACAAUAAAAAUAUUGCUGACAUCUUUGGUGUACAUACCUUUCUUAUUAUUUUUUGAGUCAAGAGACAUUUAGAUAAGCGCAUCAUGUUUUGCAGAGCGUCAUCAAGAUCAACCUCAUUCAAAAAUCAAAAACUGUAAUAUUUUCAAACCUUCAUUUAUUUUAUAAAUAAAUAUUUAAAUAAC
Helicoverpa armigera (cotton bollworm) is the source of this 2678-nucleotide messenger RNA. RefSeq lists its product as uncharacterized. The transcript has 8 exons. NCBI's taxonomy places the organism in Eukaryota, Metazoa, Arthropoda, Insecta, Lepidoptera, Noctuidae. The record is from RefSeq and is a predicted model, not a curated record. The coding region runs from base 354 to 2378 and encodes 674 amino acids.